Molecule: messenger RNA, 1066 nt
Organism: Culicoides brevitarsis
Lineage: Eukaryota; Metazoa; Arthropoda; Insecta; Diptera; Ceratopogonidae
Product: ceramide-1-phosphate transfer protein
Exons: 2
Coding region: 202-822 (206 amino acids)
Biological process (GO): intermembrane lipid transfer
Cellular component (GO): cytoplasm
Molecular function (GO): lipid transfer activity
Source: RefSeq, a predicted model, not a curated record
ACUUUUAGCUCUUUGUUUUCUUCAGUAGACAUUAGACUUUUAUAUCAGAAAUCUCACACAGAUCUCAAAGUUCGAGAGCUUUUAAAUAGUUAAAAGUAGCUAUUUGCACUUCGUAGCCUUAGAAUCAAUCAACUUGUCUCAAUAUCAACUUGCUCAAGUGUUCGCUUAUCAAAUAAUUACCGAUUGCCAUACGGAACGAAAAUGUCUUGUGAGAAAUUUGAUCUUGCCCGAGUUCAACAAUGCUUCGAAGAGUGUUUGCACGAAGAGGAAGACGUUCAAAUUGAAGCUUACAUCAAAGGAUAUCUCGAAUUAUACAAAUUUUUCACUGCCAUGGGAACAGUUUUCGGAUUCGUUUCGAGCGACAUAAAGUCAAAAAUUGACAUCCUCGAGGAGUUACGGAAAAUGGAAAUGGAGAAAUAUUUCUCCGUUAAGACGAUGAUGAUGCAUGAACGAGACUCGGAUUUGCUUGAAAAGAAAAAUUUCGUCUCCGGAAGUCGAACGCUCUUGCGUCUACAUCGCGGAUUAGAUUUCUUGCGAGAUUUCCUUCGAAGACUCUCCGAACUCGAUGGCGAAGAAAAUACAUGUGCAGCCUGUAGAACGGCAUACAACGAGACUUUGGCCCAUUUUCAUCCAUGGUUGAUCCAAAAGGGAGCUGUGAUGGCGAUGUACGCAAUGCCCACGAAAAACAAUUUGCUCAACAAAGUUUGUGCGGAUCCCGAAAAGGCAGUUUUGAUUCUUCCUGACAUGUUACAAGUCACGGAUCAAGUGUACGAUCGCGUUCAUGAACUUUAUACAGUGCACGAUUUGCAUAGUUUGCCUUAAGAUGUCAAAAAAUUGAUUUUGAAUCGAUAUUUUUAAGCUUUAAUGUACAUUUUUUUCGCUUUUUAGUACGUAAGAAUCACAUUCCCGACACAUUUUAAUUAGUUUGUCGUUAAAAUCCAAAAAAUUAUAUCAAUUUAAUUGUGUUUAUCGAAUAAGGAACAAAGAUUGUCUCAAUUGUUGAGUAGAAUGUAGCCAAAUUAUUAACAAAAAAUCAUUGUGAAGCAUUUAAAACUGAUUUUUUUUA